Messenger RNA from Chara braunii, 6631 nucleotides. NCBI's taxonomy places the organism in Eukaryota, Viridiplantae, Streptophyta, Charophyceae, Charales, Characeae. The record is from the annotation of a GenBank genome assembly.
AGCAAAGGAGAUGGCUCAUGUGAUGAAGGAAUAAAAGAGAUGGUAGACGACUCCCAGAUCAAGCGUGCUCACAAACGUACGGGGCGAUUGUCAGCUCUCGGCGCAAGGUUGCGCUGUUGGGAAUUUGAAGUCGCACACCAUAGCGUUUGAAGCGAAAGCAGUGCCAGUCGCAAAGAUGGGUCGGUUUUCGUUGGCCUUGGCCGUUGCCAGCUUGGUCGUCCUGGCUUGCGCCCUCCAUGUCGCAGAUGCCAAGAAGCCAUGUGCCUGCGCCCCUGGGACGAAGCGCUGCUGUAAGGACGGUCCCUGCCUCAAGUGCUGCAAGGAUUGUGAUUGCGGCCCCGGGAAGAAGUGCGUCAACGGGGAGUGCAAGCCGUCGUGCGGCUGCCCGGCUGGACUGAAGCGAUGCUGUAAGGACGGCCCCUGCGUGAAGUGCUGCAAGGACUGCGAUUGCCCCAAGGGGCACAAGUGCGUCAAGGGACAGUGCAAGUCCCCUUGCGGCUGCCCGACUGGGCUGAAGCGCUGCUGCAAGGACGGUCCCUGYGUGAAGUGCUGCAAGGAUUGCGAUUGUCCCAAGGGGCACAAGUGCGUCCACGGAAAGUGCAAGCCCUCGUGCUGCCCCAAGGGACUGAAGCGCUGCUGCACGGACGGUCCCUGCGUGAAGUGCUGCAAGAACUGCGAUUGUCCCCGUGGGCAGAAGUGCGUCAGGGGACAGUGCAAACCCUCGUGCGGCUGCCCGCUUGGACUGAAGCGCUGCUGUAAGGGCGGUCCCUGCGUGAGGUGCUGCAAGAAUUGCGAUUGUCCCAGCGGUCAGACUUGCGUCAAGGGACAGUGCAAGCUUCCAUGCUGCCCCAAGGGACAGAAACGUUGUGUGCCCUGCGGUCCGUGCAAGAAGUGCUGCAAGGAUUGUGAUUGUGCCCAGGGAGAGAAGUGUGUCCUGGGAGAGUGCAAGCCUUGUGGAAGUGCAACGGUCACAAGUGCAACGGUCUCGCUCUCGCCAAUUGAGCCAACUCCAUGAGGGAAGUGCUGCAAUGAUCAUCAUGGUGGGCGCUGGAUGAAGUGCGGUCAGUGACAGUGCAAGCCUGUGUGAGGGCAAUGAGCGGCGUCCCUUGUCCGUUCGGUAGAACGGUAAAUGCAGCGUAAUUGCUUUCCGUUGAGCAGCAUUAGUAGAAACAGACGUUGCGGUAGUGCUGAUGCUGAGUCUGCAGUACGCUUUGUUGCAAACGAGCUUGCUUACCUUACUAUGGUUCUGAACUACCCGCGGGCUCUACAACUUGGGUUGAACGAUCUGACAGGUUUAGCGGGUCGGUUUCCUUCGUAGGGAACAAUUAUAGAGGAUCGAGGUUGAUCUGCAUUCCCCAUGAUUGCCACUAUUAGGUUACAGUCUUCGGUUUUCACGAGUCGUGACAAAGUAGAACUAGGCUCAUCACCAACAGCCGAGCCGCUGAAGUUCGGGCUUCCAACAGCGGGAGCUCUGGAAAAGGCGUAGAUGAAGAUCCCACUGCUGGUCGUCACGAACAAUCUUUCGGAGAAUAUCUCCGAGACUCCUGUUCGUGAUCUCGGUCUGACCAUCAGUCAGAGGAUGGUAAGACGAGGAGAAGCGGAGCUGAGUGUCGUACACCUCGUAGAGCUGUCACUAGAAUCGGCUGGUAAAGCGUGGGUCACGGUCAGCUAUGAUGCUCAGAGCGAGGACUGCGCGGAAUCUCCUGGUGAGAUGUGGAUGACCGGUGGGGGGGUAAGCCCCCUGAUGUCCACCAAGAGGGGGAUGGAAGGAAGAGGGGAGGCCAGGACCGGCAGCCAGGCGGCCGUGCACGGGGGGGAUUGCUGCAUUCCCAUGCAGAAUGGAAUGGCGGGGGGGUUGUUUAGCGAAGGUCUGCUACCGGCCCUUGAUGUACUGCCAGUCAUCAUCACAGGUUGCUGCUGGGCGGGGGCAGGAGGAGGAGGGGGAGGAGAAGGAGGGGGAGGAGAAGGAGGGGGAGGGGGAGGAGGAGGAGGGGGGGCGCCGUUCCCGGGUUGGAUAUGCUGGAAAUUGAGCGUGGUUUGGCCCUGCACUUGGGUGUUAUGGUUCCUCUUCCGAGCCGCGGCGCGCGGAGAGCUGAGCGGGACCCUCAUAGGUUUCUCGGGAAUCCGCAGCGAUCAAAUGGAGAGGGCUCCGAGGUACGAGGCGGAGCGCGGACUCGAUGUGCCUGGCACGGGUGGUGUGAGGGGAGGAGAGGCGGGGCGGCAGCCCGUGGAGGGAGCGUCAGGAGGGGUCGGGGGAGAUGGUGGAGGUGGAGACACGGAGGAGGGCGCGAUCGACGUCGAUCGCGAGGUGCGUGUCCCGAGCGAGCAGAGAGUCUCGGGACACGAGGACGUGCCUGAGGUUUAUCCAGGCACUGGGGAGAGGAUGGAGGACUUUUUGAGGCGAGCAGCCAAGGGACCUGUAGGGGAGGGUACUUCCAAGAGGAAGGAAGGUGGAACAGAUCCGGCCGCUGCCCCAGCUGGGAAGAGGCUUCGCCAACAGAAGGUGACUGAUGUCUACGGUGGCGAGUGGGUUGCUCGCCACAAGAAGGCAUUCCUUCACUGGCUCUAUUCCAGCGGGGUCCUUUUCAAUGCCUUCCUUAACCACGCUUGGAAGGCAUACCAGCAGGUCCUUCUUGAGCAGCCUGGCAGUUCCCCGCGCGCUGUGCUCCCCAGCCACAGCGAGAUUGCGAGUAUGCAGGCGGUGGAGACCCACCGUGAGGAGCUGGCGAUGGAGUUGGAGGAGGUGAGGCAGCCAUUCUGGAUCACUGGUGCCACCCUCCUCUCCGACGGGAGGAAAUCACGAGACGGGAAACCGAUCGUGAAUUUCCUUGCCACCGGCUCGCGAAGGGCCGUCGUGUACACGACGGUCAAUCGUGAGAGCGAGCCAGACGAUGCAGUGCACGUCCUUCAGAGAUCGGUGACCAUCUUGCACGAGUUCAGUUUUGGCGGCCCGCAACGACAUGUUGAGUACUUUUCGGGCGAGGUGAGGGAUUACCCUCGUUGGCUUGUGAGGCAAGCCAAGAGGUACAUUUUCACGCAGACGGACUACAAGGAGGAUGGUGUGGAGUACAUCAUUGCAUGUCGACAGUUUGAGGACUUCCACAUGCAGCAGGGCACAUUUGGGGAUUGGGGAGGGGGGGACGGGAGUGCUCGUGGGCGUGCUUGCAGUGGCAACAGGGAGACGAUUGAGUGCGCGUCCUGGUGGUCUCAGUACGGGUCUGGCACACCUGAGUUGCAGCGCUGCGCUCUUCGUGUGAUGCACAUGUGGUCUUGCGCCUCUCCAGCGGAGAGAAACUGGGCAGUCCACGAGGGCAUUCACACAAAGAAGUGCAACCAGUUGGCCUUUGAGAAGGUCGUUCAGCUUGUUGAGAUCACCGCAAAUGUGCGGUUGUCGGAGUAUCGGCGGGCUAGGUGCAGUUAUGUGCUGCCAUGGCAGCGGGACGAGGGCAUUCUAGACUGCCAGGCCGGACUGGAGUUGGAGCCAGUGCGCACGGGCACACGCAGGGGGAUGACGUCGGAGGAGAUUGUCCGUCAGGUUGCGCUUAUCACCCGGGAUCCUAUCGGGGUCUCCGCACCACUCGCCGCUGAGGCCGUAUUCGGUAGACGUGCUUCCAUUUUCUGUCCUUACCCCAGGGAGGAUGAUUCCGACGAGGAGCCGGUACCCGAGGCAGCGGACCACCCCGCGCUCCGCAUUCCCCGUGAGAUCGACGAGACGCACGAGUCUCCCGAGGAGGAGACCAGGGCGCAUACUGCACGACGGGCGGCGGACAGGUUGGAGAGGGAGAUGAUGGGGGGAAAGGAGGAGUUGUGGGGACCGUUCGGGGAGGUCGCUUCCACGGGCGGCACAGGAGCGCGAGCGACGAGGCCCGCUCCGACGAGGCCGGAGUCGGCCCGCUCCUCUGUCUAUCGGUACCUGGUUGUCGGCCAGAAGGUCGACAGCAGGGGGGUCAUGAUGCUCCGUUGCACGUUUUGCAACAAAGUUUUCCAAGGGACCCAAUUUCGGGCCACGAGGCACUUCUCGCAGACUAACUACUGGAAGGACGUCAGCGACGAGGCGUUGUACGAGAUUGCUCGACGGACUCAACAGAAGUUCGAGGCCGAUCAGAUGGAGAGGGUUGCCAGGUAUGCAGCGGAGCGCGGACUCGAUGUGCCCGACACGGGUGGUGCAAGGGGAGGAGAGGCGGGGCGGCGUCCGGCGGAGGGAGGGGUCGGGAGAGAUGGUGGGCAUGGUGCGGCAGACCCCACUUUGGGUGGUGGAGGCGGUGAGACGGAGGAGGGCGUGAUCCACGUAGAUCGCGAGGCGCAUGGCCCGGGUGAGGAGGGAGUCCCGGAACAGGAGGACAUGCCAGAGUUUUAUCCAGGCAUUGGGGAGAGGUUGGAAGACUGGCGGAGGCGAGCAGGCAAGGGAGCUGCAACGGAGGGGUCUUCUAAGAGGAAGGAAGGAGGAAGUGAUCCGGCUGCCACCCCAGUAGGGAAGAGGCUUCGUCAGCAGAAGGUGGCUCAUGUCUACGGUGGCGAGUGGGUUGCUCGCCACACGAAGGCAUUCCUUCGCUGGCUGUAUUCCAGAGGGGUCUCCUUCAAUGCCUUCCGCAACCAGGCGUGGAAGGCAUAUCAACAGGUGCUUCUUGAGCAGCCUGGCAGUUCCCCGCGCGCAGUGCUCCCCAACCACUGCGAAAUUGCGAGUAUGCGGGCGGUGGAGACCCACCGUGCAGAGUUGGCGGAGGAGUUGGAGGAGGUGAGGCAGCCAUUCUGGGUGACUGGUUGCGCUGUUGGGAAUUUGAAGUCGCACACCAUAGCGUUUGAAGCGAAAGCAGUGCCAGUCGCAAAGAUGGGUCGGUUUUCUGCGGCCUUGGCCGUUGCCAGCUUGGUCGUCCUGGCUUGCGCCCUCCAUGUCGCGGAUGCCAAGGCGCCAUGUCCCUGCGCUCCUGGGACGAAGCGCUGCUGUAAGGACGGUCCCUGCCUCAAGUGCUGCAAGGAUUGUGAUUGCGGCCCCGGGAAGACGUGCGUCAAGGGAGAGUGCAAGCCGUCGUGCGGCUGCCCGGCUGGACUGAAGCGAUGCUGUAAGGACGGCCCCUGCGUGAAGUGCUGCAAGGACUGCGACUGUGGCCCAGGGAAGAAGUGCGUCAAGGGCGACUGCAAGCCCUCGUGCUGCCCCGAAGGACUGAAGCGCUGCUGCAAGGACGGUCCCUGCGUGAAGUGCUGCAAGGAUUGCGACUGUCCCAAGGGGCACAAGUGCAUCCAGGGACAGUGCAAGUCCCCGUGCGGCUGCCCGACCGGGCUGAAGCGCUGCUGCAAGGACGGUCCCUGUGUGCAGUGCUGCAAGGAUUGUGACUGUGGCCCCGGGAAGACGUGCGUCAAGGGAGAGUGCAAGCCCUCGUGCUGCCCGCUUGGACUGAAGCGCUGCUGUAAGGACGGUCCCUGCGUGAAGUGCUGCAAGGACWGCGAAUGUCCCAAGGGGCAGAAGUGCGUCAACGGACAGUGCAAGUCCCCGUGCGGCUGCCCGACUGGACUGAAGCGCUGCGUUCCACUAGGUGCAUGCGUGAAGUGCUGCAAGGAUUGUGACUGUGGCCCCGGGAAGACGUGCGUCGACGGAGAGUGCAAGCCCUCGUGCUGUCCCAACGGACUGAAGCGCUGCUGUAAGGAUGGCCCCUGCGUGAAGUGCUGUAAGGAUUGCGAUUGUCCCAAGGGGCACAAGUGCGUCCACGGACAGUGCAAGCCCCCGUGCGGAUGCCCGCCUGGAUUGAAGCGGUGCUGUGAGGGCGGUCCCUGCGUGAAGUGCUGCAAGGAUUGCGAUUGUCCCAAGGGGCACAACUGCGUCAAGGGACAGUGCAAGCUUCCGUGCUGCCCCAAGGGACAGAAGCGCUGUGUGCCCUGCGGUCCGUGCAAGAAGUGCUGCAAGGAUUGUGAGUGUGCCACCGGGGAGAAGUGUGUCCUGGGAGAGUGCAAGCGCCCGUGCGCAAGCGCAGCGGUCACAACUAUCAACAAGUAAGCCAUGACGGAAGAAGCGCUGUAAUGGGCGUCAUGGUGGGCGCUCGGGAAGAAGUGUGUUCACUGACGGUGCAACCUACCUUGCGUGCACACAAUGAGUGGUGAACGGAUUGGUGCAGCACAAUUGCUUUUCGUGUAGCACCAUUAGCAGAAGCGGACGAAGCGCUGAGGCUGUCUGCAGUACGCAUUGGUGCAAGUCAGCUUGCUUACCUUACUCUGGUUCACAACAACCGCGGGCUCGACAACUUCGGUUGAAGAUUUGACAGAUUUAGCGGGUAGGUUUCCUUCGUAGGAAACAAUAGAGGAUCUGCAUCCGCCAUGGUUACCGUGUUCGGUUUUCAUGAGUCGUGACAAAGUAGAACUAGGCUCACCACCAACAGCCGAGCCGCUGAAGUUCGGACUACCAACACCGGGAGUUGUGCAAAAGGCAUAGUGCACAGAGCGACGGCAGUGUGCUCUUGGUUUCCCUCGCAGUCAUGGGUGACCAUCUAUGAGGCCUUGACACGGCUGUCCGUAAUUGGCUGGUACAGAGAGGAGUCCGACCCUGUUCCUGUUUUCAGAUUGUUAGCCUUCACCCCAGCAGAUCGAGCCGUAUCUGCUUUAUUCCUUGCUCUCUUAACAACAAUGAAAUUAACUUCUCAUU